Messenger RNA from Bradysia coprophila, 1379 nucleotides. RefSeq lists its product as uncharacterized. Lineage: Eukaryota; Metazoa; Arthropoda; Insecta; Diptera; Sciaridae. Gene Ontology annotation, cellular component: extracellular matrix. Gene Ontology annotation, molecular function: protein binding. The record is from RefSeq and is a predicted model, not a curated record.
UCGUUUUGGGGAUUGCAACGAAUUUUUAUUAUAAGAGCCAGGCCAAAGAACCAAAAUUUGCACAUAGGAAGCGUCGAAUCCGACAAUUCGAAUUUCAAUCAGCAUCAUCCUCCUCUUGAUAUGCCAACAAUUCGGUACAAUUACCGGUUCGGAAGUGAAAUGUGUGAUGAAUGGUACCGACACGUGUGAGGUGUUCGAACCGAUCAAUGGAACCGAUGAAUCGCUAACGAUAAUCACCGCAUCAGAUCAGGAUGAUAAAUCUAUCCUGCACAUCCACCUAUUCAACGUAUUAGACGCCAUUCCGAGAACAUUUUUCCAACGAUUUCCCGGAAUUUUACAUGCUGAAAUGAAGCCCGGUGUCAAGGCGAUAUCGCAAAGUGAUUUCACCGAUGCCAAAAGCUUACUUUAUCUGGAGUUGAAGGAAAAUCAUUUGGAAAUUGUACCGAAAGAAGCAUUUGCUGGUGCUGUUGCAUUGGGAGUACUAAACUUGGAGUCGAAUGUGAUCCGCGACGUUGAAGAUUAUGCCUUUUCCGGUUUGAUUGCAUUAACCGAACUUUUAUUAAAUAAAAAUAAUUUGACAAUAAUCCGAAGAUUAACCUUCGCUGGGGCGACCAGCUUGGAACGACUGGAUUUAGAGGAAAACCAAAUCGAAGUAGUAGAAGAGGGGGCUUUUGAUAGUGAAAGUUUAAAGUACAUUUUCUUCAGCUCAAAUCGAGUCAAACAACUGCCUGACAACAUUUUUGUUAACACUCCCAGUUUGGAAAAUGCCUACUUCAGUUCGAAUGGAAUGACAGAAAUCGGCGGAGCCUUUUACAACAUAAAAAGUCUGCGCAACGUAGCUUUUCGUCACAGCCAUUUGAAAGACGUCGAUCUCUACGACUUCGUGAAAGCCAAUCCGGACUUGGAAAGCAUUGACAUGGAAGAUACUUAUUUCGACUUCAGAAAUCCAGCAAAACCGGCCGAAACCUUCCCUAAUAAAUUGAGGGACCUGUUCCUCACCAAUAACAACAUUUCCAGUUCCAAUUUUCUGGAUCACUUAGAAGCCUUCAAAGAUCUUCGUGUCAUAGACAUUGCAUUCAAUAAUAUUACUCAGAUUGAUGGCAUUGAGACCAUUGAACAGAGAUUUCCGAAGCUUGAAAUUAUUAUUUAUCCUGGCAAUCCGUUGAGCUGUGCAUGGAUCGAGUCAACGUCUUUCGAUCGAAAAUUGUUUGAUGUUCCUCUCUAUCACGAGCUUGACUUCAAUGCGGCGGACUAUUCGGUGGUCGAUGGAAUUUAUUGUAAGAAGUGAAUUUCAUUUUCUGAUGUAGAAUAGGCUUUGUCCAAUAAAAAAUUUAAUUUUUCAAUUAAAAUGUUGAGUUCCGACGAAAAUCAUAUUUCGC